Ctenopharyngodon idella (grass carp) is the source of this 658-nucleotide messenger RNA. Its product is annotated as modulator of apoptosis 1-like. NCBI's taxonomy places the organism in Eukaryota, Metazoa, Chordata, Actinopteri, Cypriniformes, Xenocyprididae. The coding region runs from base 62 to 658 and encodes 198 amino acids. The record is from RefSeq and is a predicted model, not a curated record. The transcript has 2 exons.
UGUGGUUAUCUAGGCUGUUCAGUUGUACCUAAAUUUCCUUGCUUUCAAUGGCAAAACGAUCAUGGAGUCUGUAUUGUACAAAAAAUACCAAGAUACACUUCGUGGUUGGUGUAAAGGAGAAGAAUUUGAUCUAGCUCAUGCUAUACUGAUUGCUGGGGUAGCAGAGGAUGUCAACAUUAGUCAAAUUGAAGAAUUGAUACAGACUGUGCACUGUUGGGGUCGUGUAAGAGUAAGAGGAAGGACCUACAGUGUUGAAGCAGGAGGUUUGCUGGUUCUAUGUGAAUGUAAAGAGGAAAUAAAACCACAGACUGUUCCUCCUGAAGUGCAGAGUGAUGAUGGUACUACUGUGUGGCACAUAGUGGUGGUUGAUCCAAGGCCUGAUUCGUCAGAUGCGUCAGAUGACUUUGUUGGUAAGCUUCAUAGUUUCUUGCAAGCUGAAGGUAAAACAGUUGCAGACCUCCAGGAUUAUGUAGCUACCUCAGCACCUGCUAAAGGUACUGAAGAAUUCUUCAUUCAUGCUAUGGCUGAAGUGAUGAAGCAGUCUAACAGAAGCAUGGCUGAGAGUCACAGUUAUCAUCGACUUGGAGUGUUUUCUGGUAUCACCCCUACCCCAAUGGGAGAGGAACAAGUUUCCGUGUUUCAUCAAGGCGGUGUGUGA